AUCGAUAACUAGUCACAUGGUUUAAAGCUUGUUCCCCAUAACCACGUUUGUUUAUUGAAUGCUUAUUGUAAACAUUCAGAUCUUCUGUUUUAAUUGUUUGAUUGUUUUAUUUUAACUUAUUAAUUAUAGUUGAAUCAAACUAAAUAUGGAUAAAGUAAUUAAACCCAAAACUGCUCGGGGUAAAAGGAAGUUACUCCAAAGGGAACCCAAAGUUAUUGAAGGUCCAAAGAAUUGUGUGUUUCUAAGAUCAUCCACAAUUAACCAGUUCACCACUGAUGUUAUGAAAGACAUUUGUACGCUUAAAAAACCUUUCACUGUUUUCCGCAAUAAACAUGGAAAUAAAUUGAUUCUCCCCUUUGAAGAUGUCUCUCCAGUGGAAUUCUUGUGUAAAAAAUAUGAGUGUCCACUUUUUGUUGUUGGAUCACAUUCAAAGAAACGAGCUAAUAACAUUGUAAUGGGCAGAACAUUUGAUAACCAAGUAUUGGACAUGUUUGAGCUUGGUAUUGAAAACUAUAAACCAAUGGCUGAGUUCAAAAUUCCAAAAAUUGCUAUUGGUAGCAAACCUCUACUUAUUUUUGGAGGAGAACAGUUUGAUGAGCAAGAAGAAUUUAAAAGAUUCCGAAAUUUUUUAAUCGAUUUUUUCGUCGGCUGUAAAUUAGACGGGUUAAGGUUAUCGGGAGUUGAGCAUGUUAUUCAAGUGGUGGCACAUGAAAGCAAAAUUCUUUUCAGAUGUUACAAAGUUCGUCUUUCACCAACAGGAACAAAAUAUUCAAAGUUAGAAUUGGAAGAAAUGGGACCAAGAAUUGACUUUAGUUUACGGCGAUCUAAACUGGCUUCAGAUGAUUUAUUGAAAAAAUCUCUCAAAAAACCUGCAGAGGUCAGAAUCAAGAAGGUCAAAAACAUCAAGAAAUCUAAACUUGGAACAACAUUUGGAAGAAUCCAUAUGACUCGACAAGAUUACUCAGGAUUACAAACUAGAAAGAUGAAGGGUUUAAAAAAGACAGCUGCAACCUCUUAAGUGAUAUAAAAUUGCUUAAUAUGACUUCCCAUGUUCGAUUUCGGGUUUUUGAACCCGCUUGUAUUGUAAAGGGUGUUCAAUGUAAUUACUUCCAAACUGGCGGAGCUUAAAUUUUGAUAAUCACAAUCAAAAACAUGAUAAGUCCGAUCAAAAUAACAAAGGUAAAGGAUGAAAGGUAAAAUGUUACUCUAUUUAUCUUUCUUGCAUGAAGUAAUUACAUUGAACACCCUUUAAGUUAUUUUGUUUAAAAUAAAAUUAAUCUUCUAAGCUGAAGUAAAACUUAUGGAAUGGGUAUUAUUAAACCACUGUCAUGAGCAGUUAUGCGAAUUAAA
Tetranychus urticae (two-spotted spider mite) is the source of this 1350-nucleotide messenger RNA. RefSeq names its product ribosome production factor 2 homolog. Gene Ontology annotation, biological process: maturation of LSU-rRNA from tricistronic rRNA transcript (SSU-rRNA, 5.8S rRNA, LSU-rRNA); ribosomal large subunit assembly. Lineage: Eukaryota; Metazoa; Arthropoda; Arachnida; Trombidiformes; Tetranychidae. Gene Ontology annotation, cellular component: nucleolus. The record is from RefSeq and is a predicted model, not a curated record. Gene Ontology annotation, molecular function: rRNA binding.